Solanum dulcamara is the source of this 3220-nucleotide messenger RNA. RefSeq names its product serine/threonine-protein kinase/endoribonuclease IRE1b-like. The coding region runs from base 376 to 3093 and encodes 905 amino acids. The transcript has 6 exons. The record is from RefSeq and is a predicted model, not a curated record. Gene Ontology annotation, biological process: protein phosphorylation; mRNA processing; IRE1-mediated unfolded protein response. Gene Ontology annotation, molecular function: RNA endonuclease activity; ATP binding; protein serine/threonine kinase activity. Gene Ontology annotation, cellular component: IRE1-TRAF2-ASK1 complex. Lineage: Eukaryota; Viridiplantae; Streptophyta; Magnoliopsida; Solanales; Solanaceae.
AAAAUAAGGCUAUAGACCUUAUUUGUAAAAUUAGACGGAUAGCUGAUUAUUCAGUUGACCAGACAUCAUAGUAUUAGUAACACCGAAACUAACGGUUACGGGAUCCGACCUCGAUUUCUGCAAACUGAAGAUCUAAUUUAUGCUUUUCCACUGCACCAGAAAACCCUAGAAACGAACAAGAAAAAGAUCCAAUUUUUGCUUCAAAUUAUCUACAAAAUAGGAACGAAAACCCUAGAAAGAAGAUCAAAAGAUGUAAUUUUUACCUCGAAAAAUUCUUACUGCCUUCAAAAUCACCAUCUUGUUUUGAUAAUUUGUUGCGAUUGAGAAGGCAUUUCAUGGAAAUUCUUCUCAAUUUCUGAUUCCUAAAUCUUGGAAAUGAGAAGUUUCUUCCUUAUCAUAUUCUUUUUAGCAAUCGUGUUUAUAGCUGUUGUAUAUGGAGCUCCAACAAAUUCUGAAGGAUCCGAUCCGGAAGUUGAGGCCACACCUAGCUCAGAAGUUCCUGCUUCAAGUUCUCUAUUGCCUCUCAAACCUAAGAGUGACACAGCAAUUGUAGCUGCUCCAGAUGGCACAGUACACCUACUGGAUCUAAAAUCAGGAGAAGAUAUCUGGGCAUUUAGGUCAGGGGCAUCCAUUUAUUCUUCAUAUCAGGCUCUCUCUGAUUAUCAAGGUGAUAGUAAUAAUGCUACCAUUGAGGAUGAUAACUUCUAUAUAGAUUGUGGAGAAGAUUGGAAAUUAUACAUGCAUGGGAAUGGCUUUGAAAAAGUGGAGCUGCCAUUCAGUGUGGAAGAAUUUCUAAAACAAACUCCAUAUGUCUCAGCUGGUGGAAUCAUGUUAGGAUCAAAGAAGACCACUGUAUUCAUUGUUGAUGCUAACACCGGGAAACUAAUCCAGUCAUUUAGAUCGGAUGUGUUUCCUUUAGAAGGUGAUACAGAUGUUGGACAAAAUCCAAUUGUACCAAGGGAGGAUGUUGAAGGAUGGGCAGAAGCGCAAGAUACAGACUCAGAAGCUGUUAAUCCACUCUACAUUAUGAGAACCGAUUAUGCUCUGAAAUAUACUUCUUCGAAGACUGGAAAGGUUUUAUGGUACUUAAUGUUUGCUGAUUUUGAGGCUUCACAGCAAUGUAAACGAAUUGAGAGUUUUCUUGGUUAUCCUUCUGACCAAGAGGAUCAAUUGAAUUCUGAAUGUGGAGUUUGUCCUACAAAGCCAGCUGUUCACCGAGUCCGGAAUCUUAGAUCAUUAGAAUCACUUUUUGCAUCUGGUAGGCCACAGAAUGCUCUUUCUGGAGAUGUGGCGCUUUCUACUUAUAUCAAUCCUGCAUUAAAACCAGUUACUGAGUUGGUGGAAUUACCUCCAAACAAAAGAUCUGCUAUAAUCCAUUCUCCUCCAUCUAUGACUAAAGAAUUUGGGCUCAUGCGUCUGCCUAGUGGAGAUAAUGGUCAUAUAAAUAAAGUCACGAACUCUGAUGCUUUAGUACACUCCUAUAGCUGGAAUUCUGUUGUACUAAAUACAUUCAUGCUGCUCAUUGCAGCUUUCUCUUUUACUUAUACUGUGCUGUGGAAAAGGUGGAAGUCGCACAAGCAGGCUACAGAUCCCAAAUUGCAAGCUGUAACCUCAAAAAAGAAGAAAUCUCGAAAGUCAGGUUUCAGUAAGAGCAGUACCCGUAAUGAGAAGAAUAAGAAUAAUAGUCAUAAUGAUGACACUGAAGUAAGUGGUGUCGUUGCUGACAUUGGAAAGAGUGGGAAGGUUUUGGAGCUGAAUUUAUGCAAGUAUGAUAGUCUUGUAUAUCAUCGGAAGAUUGGUAAGUUAUUGGUUUCUAACACUGAAAUAGCUAAGGGGAGCAAUGGCACUAUCGUACUCGAGGGAAUCUAUGAUGGUCGUCCUGUAGCUGUUAAACGCCUCAUCCAGACUCAUCACGAAGUGGCUUUGAAAGAAAUUCAAAAUCUUAUUGCCUCUGACCAACACCCAAAUAUUGUUCGUUGGUAUGGAGUGGAGUAUGAUCAGGAUUUUGUUUACCUGGCUCUUGAGCGUUGCACUUGUAGCUUAUAUGAGUUUAUAUCAUCAGUCUCCAGCUCCUACCAAAAGCAAUUUUCUGGAAAUGACCAGGAUGCCGGUUGUUUAAGUGACUGCACUGUAAAAGUUCAGUGGAAAUGUGGAGACAAGGAUGACUUCCUGUUAUGGAAGCCCAGUGGAUAUCCUUCAGCUCACUUGUUAAAAUUGAUGAGAGAUAUGGUUCUUGGCCUUGCUCAUUUGCAUGAACUGGGAAUUGUACACCGUGACUUGAAGCCUCAGAAUAUUCUUAUAGUAAAAGAGAGAUCUAUAAGUGCAAAGCUUUCAGAUAUGGGCAUCAGCAAGCACCUUGCAGGGGACAUGUCUUCGUUAACCAAAAAUUCCACUGGCUCUGGGAGUUCAGGUUGGCAAGCACCUGAGCAACUUCGUCAUGAACGGCAGACACGUGCUGUGGAUUUAUUCAGUUUAGGUUGUGUACUCUUUUUCUGCAUAACCGGGGGAAAACAUCCAUACGGAGAUAGUUUUGAACGUGAUGUAAAUAUAGUUAACAAUCAAAAAGAUUUAUUCCUUAUAGAGAAUAUUCCAGAGGCAGCAGAUCUCAUCAGUGCACUCCUACAUCCAUAUCCAGAGCUAAGGCCAAAGGCAGUGGAGAUAUUGCAUCAUCCUUUCUUUUGGAAUUCCGAGAUACGGCUCUCAUUCCUCCGGGACGCCAGUGAUAGAGUAGAAUUAGAGGAUAGGGAGGAUGGAUCUGAACUUUUGGGAGCACUGGAAAGUGUUAAGACCGUGGCAUUGGGUGGUCUGUGGAAUGAUAAAAUGGACAGUGCAUUUAUCAAUGACAUUGGUCGCUACAGGCGUUACAAAUAUGAUAGUGUCCGCGAUUUGUUGCGUGUUAUCAGAAAUAAGUUAAACCAUUACAGAGAGCUUUCAAAGGAAAUACAGGGAAUUCUUGGACAGGUUCCUGAAGGAUUUGAGAGUUAUUUCUCCACCAGGUUUCCUAGACUUUUAAUUGAGGUCUACAAAGUAUUCCAUACAUAUUGUUUAGAUGAAGAUAUCUUUAAAAAAUACUUCAAAGGCAAUCAAAUUUAGCUCAAUACUAGCAACAUUUUAAACCUUUGUACAUAUUGUAAUUUGUAUAUCUAUAAUCAUGAAUGAUUGACAAAACAGUUGUUGUAAAUGCUGACCUUUUCAACUACAGCUGAUCAUGUUCUUUCUA